Molecule: messenger RNA, 711 nt
Organism: Lepisosteus oculatus (spotted gar)
Lineage: Eukaryota; Metazoa; Chordata; Actinopteri; Semionotiformes; Lepisosteidae
Source: RefSeq, a predicted model, not a curated record
UUAGUAUUAGGGGUUGUGUUGAGUGUGGUGACUUUGGGGUGACAGCCAGGCUCUCUCCUGCAGGAACUGCAGCUCAAGGGCGAGGAGUGCGAGCGGCUGUCCCGGGUUCGAGACCAGCUGGAGCAGGAGCUGGAGGAGCUCACGGCGAGCCUGUUCGAGGAAGCCAAUAAGAUGGUGCACGAGGCCAGCAGGAAGCAGGCAGCAGCAGAGAAACAGCUGAGGGAGGCCCAGGGCAAGAUUGAUGUUCUCCAGGCGGAGGUCUCUGCCCUGAAGACUCUGGUCCUGACCUCCACCCCCGCCUCCCCCAACCCGCAGCUGCACCCCCAGCUGCUUCCGCCGGCCCGGGGGGGGGCGCCCCGCCGCAGUGGGGGGCACGUCCGCAACAAGAGCGCUGGCUCCCCGGCCCUGCCCCCCGCCCCCCUGCAGCCAAUGGGGAAGGAGGGCCGCGAGUCGGCUGCUCCUGCUCUCCUCUCUCUGAUUGUGUGUGUGCUCCCGGGCCGGGCCCACAGCGUGACCUACGAGCCCCGCUGGCCCGCCGAGGGGGAGGGGCCUGCGCCCCGCCUGCGCCAGGUAACCCCGCCCCCCGCCCCCGGGGCGCUGGUGUGUGAGCGUGUGGGCCGGCCGUCUGCGCAGGUGUUCUGGGAGCUGAUGCGUCUGCGCAGAGAGAUGAGUGUGGCCAAGCUGGGCGUCUACUGGACCGAGGAGGGAUAG